This is a messenger RNA of Plectropomus leopardus (leopard coralgrouper), 2020 nucleotides long. The record is from RefSeq and is a predicted model, not a curated record. Lineage: Eukaryota; Metazoa; Chordata; Actinopteri; Perciformes; Serranidae.
GUGCGUUCAGAGGAGGAUUACUGUUCACCGGCGGCGGAGCGACUCGCGUCUCUUAACUUUUACGCCACCUCUCUGAAGACUGAAAGAGACAGAAUCCGGAUCUUUAAGUCCCCUUCUGCAGCCCGACAUGGACGUUUCCGUGGACACCUGUGGACAGCGCGGAGUCAAGUGUUUGCUGUUGCUGCACCUCUUUGUCCUGAAGGCAGCAGCUGACUGUCCUAAACCACAGGGAGGGGAAAAUACUGUCUUAACCAACGACGCACUUCUAAUGAACAAUUUUCUGGAGGGUUCUGACGUCACGCUGGAGUGUACCAAUGGGUAUACUAAAGACAGUGGCUCUGGGGUCAUAACCUGUGUUGAUGACAAGUGGACUGAACCAGACCUCAUCUGCAAAAGGAAGGACUGCGGUCGCCCUAAUCCUCAGCCGCAUAUGAGCUUUAACAUCAGCGCCGGUACCCUGUUUGGUGAUUCAAUAAAAGUAAUUUGUGCUAAAGGUUACCGGAUCGCUGGAGUAAGCUACAAACGGUGCUUUGCGACAGGGUGGAGUGGAAGAUCCACGUGUGAAAUUGUAACAUGCGACAUACCUGGGAAAGUGACCAAUGGCAGAAGCACAUGGGAUUCUCAAGAUGAACCAAAAUAUGGAGAAACCAUACAGUACAUCUGUGACGAUGGAUACACCCUUAUUGGGAAAGAUACCAUUAUGUGCAGCGAAACUGGUUUAUACGACUCUCAGCCUCCUGAAUGCAAAGGUGUGAUUACAGAAGCUACAUUUACAACAAACAUGAUAUCAUCAACAUCGAUAUCAUCAACAUUGACACCUCCAGCACAAGAAGUGUACACCUUUACAGAUCCAUCUGCCACAUCUACAGCUCACAGAGAUACAUCUCUAGCAUCCAGUUCAACACCAACUGUUUCACCUUCACUUCAAGGUGGCAGAGAAAUUUUGACAGCUGAGGGUGAAGCUGCUACAACCAGUGUAGCAUCGGUGACGUCUCCAUUUCAAGACAUGCAUGAUGGGACUGUAGAUACUAACAAGGAUACUGGAUAUUUGCCAGUUAUAGUCAGUGUGAUAUGCGUGUCAUUAGCUGUGUGUAUAUCUGCUCUGAUUUUACACAUGUUUCUUCUGAAGAGAAAGGGCUCAUAUGACACCAGAGAAGACCUGAAGCCGGAGUUAUUACAGUUCCAAAAUCUUUAGAUUGCCUGCCUGACCGAGGUACCUUUCAAUUCAUUUGUAUUUACUGUUAUUGAUUAAGUGCUGUAGAGUGCCCCAGAAUUGAGUCCUAAAACAUGGAAAUGAGUUAGCAUAUUUUCACUUCUGGCUGCCUAUAUGCCUAAAAUAAGGACUGGUUAACACAAGCUUAAGAGACUUCCAUGUUUUGUUCUAAGACAUAAAAUACAUCAGUAAAUACACCACUUCUGAAUUUUGAGGCUUUUGUGUGUCUUUUAAAAGGUGGUUGCUAACAAGUGACGAAAUAGACUGCAGAAUGUCAUCACGCCAGACACAGCUUUAAAGCCUUGUUGUGGUGGCGAGAUUAAGUCAUGUGACUGUUUAUAGCCCAACUUUAGCUUUAUUAUUGGAAUUAGCAUAACUUCUGUUUAUCCUUCCAAAAUCAUUGAUGUGGUGUUCAUUUGUGAAGAUUAUGUUGCUGAACAAAAUAUGUAAGUAUCUUAAAUGUUUAUUUGCCACAGAUCUUAUUUUCUGCAACAAUCCAAAAUCCAUUGGAAAAAUCCUGUUGGCUUUUCAAUAAGGGCAUCAGGAUGAUGCUAACUUCCACAUGGGCCUACAGAAAAACGUUAUCCCUGGAGCACUCUAUAGCCUUAAAACAACCAAAAUAUUCUAAAACCAUUUUGAUGAAUGGUUUUCUUGUUUUCUUGCUAACAUUCAGUUUUAAGUUGGAAAAUGGACUAAUUAGAGCACAUGAAACCCAAAAAAAGCUUGAAUGAUAUGCCGUUUUCAUUUUUUUGCACCCCUGUGUGAAUGAAGCUCAAACUAAACAGUUCUCUGUUUAUUUCUCGUCAA